Molecule: messenger RNA, 442 nt
Organism: Ficedula albicollis (Collared flycatcher)
Lineage: Eukaryota; Metazoa; Chordata; Aves; Passeriformes; Muscicapidae
Product: cleavage stimulation factor subunit 3-like
Exons: 2
Coding region: 110-442 (110 amino acids)
Biological process (GO): mRNA 3'-end processing
Cellular component (GO): nucleus
Molecular function (GO): protein binding; mRNA binding
Source: RefSeq, a predicted model, not a curated record
AGCUCUUUCCUGUAUGAAAUAAGAUUCAGUAUGCCCAAAGUGAAAUUGCACAUUCCCAAUUCCUUUUUUCACCCUCCUCCAGGGCAUCAAUAUUCACUUAGCCAAGAAGAUGAUCGAGGACAGGAGUAGAGAUUAUAUGAAUGCACGACGUGUGGCAAAGGAAUACGAGACGGUGAUGAAGGGGCUGGACCGCAACGCUCCCUCCGUGCCCCCCCAGAACACCCCCCAGGAGGCUCAGCAGGUGGACAUGUGGAAGAAGUACAUCCAGUGGGAAAAGAGCAACCCUCUACGAACAGAGGAUCAAACUCUCAUAACAAAAAGAGGUAGUUACGUUAGAUCAUGCCAUGCUAAGGCACAAAGAAUUGUAUUUCUCAGCUCCAGCUUAAGUCGUGGUUUGGUGUUCAGGGACUGUGCUGGAGUAGAAGUUGAUCGAGUUUCUUGA